UCGGCAGGCCGGUUUGGUUAAAUGGUGGCGCUGUGAGGGACAUUGGAUGACUUUGUGCUGUAUUUAGCAGGGUAGCUGUUUUAGCUAGUCCAUUAAUUUUCUACUGGUACCCGUUUUUGGAAACAUGGAGGCCCUUAUUCCAGUCAUAAACAAACUCCAAGAUGUUUUCAAUACGGUCGGAGCAGACAUAAUUCAGCUGCCACAAAUAGCUGUGGUUGGGACGCAGAGCAGUGGAAAGAGCUCCGUGUUGGAGAGUCUGGUUGGCAGAGACGUUUUACCCCGUGGCACUGGCAUCGUCACACGCAGACCCCUAAUCUUACAGCUCGUCCAUGUCGACCCAGAGGAUCGAAGGAAGACUGGCGAAGAAAAUGAGUCCAAUGCGUGGAAAAAUGAACGCCUUUACAAAGGUAUUGAUGGCGAAGAAUGGGGGAAAUUUCUACACACCAAAAACAAGAUUUACGCAAACUUUGAUGAAAUCAGGCAAGAAAUUGAAACUGAAACCGAAAGGAUCUCUGGCAAUAACAAGGGUAUCAGUGAUGAGCCUAUCCACCUGAAGGUCUUCUCCCCCCAUGUUGUCAACCUGACACUUGUAGACUUGCCUGGCAUUACAAAGGUUCCUGUGGGAGACCAGCCCAAAGACAUCGAGCUCCAGAUCCGAGAGCUGAUCCUCAAGUACAUCAGCAACCCCAACUGCAUCAUCCUGGCAGUGACCGCCGCCAACACAGACAUGGCCACCUCGGAGGCCCUCAAAGUAGCCAGAGAUGUGGACCCCGAUGGCCGAAGGACAUUGGCCGUGGUGACAAAGCUGGACUUGAUGGAUGCUGGCACGGAUGCCAUGGACGUACUUAUGGGCCGUGUUAUCCCGGUCAAGCUGGGGCUAAUUGGUGUGGUAAACAGGAGCCAACUUGAUAUCAAUAACAAGAAAUCUGUAGCUGAUUCCAUCCGGGAUGAGCACGCCUUCUUGCAGAAGAAAUACCCAUCCCUCGCUAACAGAAAUGGUACCAAGUACCUGGCCAGGACAUUAAAUAGAUUGUUGAUGCAUCACAUCCGUGACUGCCUGCCCGAGCUGAAGACCCGUAUUAACGUGCUGGCGGCCCAGUACCAGUCGUUACUCGGCAGCUAUGGGGAGCCGGUGGAGGACAAGAGUGCCACCCUCCUCCAGCUCAUCACCAAAUUCGCCACAGAGUACUGCAACACCAUCGAAGGCACAGCCAAAUAUAUAGAGACCGCUGAACUGUGUGGGGGUGCCAGGAUUUGCUACAUUUUCCACGAGACCUUUGGCAGAACGCUGGAGUCUGUGGAUCCUUUGGGUGGCCUCACCACCAUCGAUGUGCUGACCGCUAUCAGGAAUGCCACGGGUCCCCGUCCCGCGCUCUUUGUGCCAGAGGUGUCGUUUGAGCUGCUGGUGAAGAGGCAGGUGAAGCGGCUGGAGGAGCCCAGCUUGCGCUGCGUAGAGCUGGUGCACGAGGAGAUGCAGAGGAUCAUCCAGCACUGCAGCAAUUACAGCACACAGGAGUUGCUGAGGUUUCCAAAGCUUCAUGAUGCCAUUGUGGAAGUCGUGACUUCCCUCCUCAGGAAAAGGUUACCAGUCACCAAUGAGAUGGUGCACAACUUGGUAGCAAUUGAGCUGGCUUACAUCAACACGAAGCAUCCCGACUUUGCUGAUGCAUGUGGCCUGAUGAACAACAACAUUGAGGAGCAGAGGCGUAACCGAAUGCGGGAGCUGCCCACAGCCGUGCCGCGGGACAAGUCCCUUAAGGGUCCAGGUGGCCAGUCUCUGUCCCCCACCGAGCAGACUGCCUCAGCUGAGGGCGAGGGUCUGAAGGCAGGCGGGGGGGCCCCGGGAGAUCAGGAUGGAGGCACGGGCAACUGGAGGGGCAUGCUGAAGAAAGGAGAGGACGGCAUGCCGGACGACAGAUCCAGAUCACAGGCCCUGAUGCCUCUCCAAAGUCCACAGAAAGGACAUGCCGUCAACCUCUUAGACGUGCCUGUUCCAGUUGCCAGGAAGCUUUCAGCCCGGGAACAAAGAGACUGUGAGGUUAUUGAAAGACUCAUUAAGUCCUAUUUCCUCAUUGUCCGCAAAAACAUCCAGGACAGUGUGCCAAAGGCUGUGAUGCACUUCCUGGUGAACCAUGUGAAGGACAGCCUCCAGAGUGAGUUGGUGGGUCAGCUGUACAAGUCUGGUCUCCUAGACGACCUCCUGACCGAAUCGGAGGACAUGGCCCAGCGCCGAAAUGAAGCUGCUGACAUGCUGAAGGCCUUGCAGAAAGCCAGCCAGGUGAUCGCUGAGAUCAGAGAAACCCACCUGUGGUGAGGAGCUCCACUCCAGACCUCGCCCUCACUUCCCCCCCGCAUCCAAGCCCCGCACCGGCCAGGCCCCACUCCCCCCCUCGGCGCCCCGGCACGGACAACUUGAAAAUGCACUGGUGUCAAUUUGUGUGUACUGAACAUAGUUUUAUUAUGUAAUAUAUGGACUGUUGGACUACAGGAAGGGCAUCGCAUAUCAUCAUCAUCGUCGUCAUUAUCUUCAUCGGUCACCUGCACCAGGCACGUGUCCCGUGGUAUCUCUCAAUUGUAAGUAUGUUGUAUAAGUAACCAUGAAAGGCUUAUCAUUGCGAACGGCCUACAGUUCACACGAAUGUUGGGUCCCUGAUGUAGCUCAUAUUAAAGGUAGAGUAUGGAAACCUGUGUGCGCUCUUCAGCUUUUGGCUUGUGGUUUUAUUUUAAGGCACUGAUCCUUUAUCAUUCAAACAACACUGUUGUAAAAUAAUAAUUAAAAAGAUAUACGGUAAAACAUUUGCUGUCUUCACCAUGAAUGCCACCGUUCUCCAAAUUGUUCACAUGUUGUUUUUAUCCAUUUUUUUUCCAGUUAGGUGCCAGAGUUUGCUUAAGAACAAAAAGAGUGAAAGUUUACUUUAAAGAUGUUUCAUACAGGGUGUUAUUUAUCAGGAAGCGUGCACCUAAUUUAAGUCUUCCUGGUGCUGUGUUCAUCAGGAAUGUGAUCAAGGUUAUAUUGUUGCAAACAUGCGUUUGUUGUCCCUUUUGUUUUAUUUUUUCAUGUGAUUUCAGCUGUUUUAUUAUGCCUAUGAAGGCAAAAUGUUAAAGCCAUCGUUAUUCAAUAUCUACGUAGAUUGUGUUGUGGUAAAAUGGUAUGCCAUGGUAAAUGGCACACAAAAUAUCAGAAAUGUGGCAAAUCAGUCCUUACACUUUUUCAUGAUAUUGAAUCAUGAUGAUUUUUUCUACCAGUCUUUGGCGAUUGAUAAUUUACCUGAGUUUUCACUGAAAUACACUCACGCACAUACAUAAAUAUAACUGUCAAACCCA
Molecule: messenger RNA, 3324 nt
Organism: Sardina pilchardus (European sardine)
Lineage: Eukaryota; Metazoa; Chordata; Actinopteri; Clupeiformes; Clupeidae
Gene: dnm1l
Product: dynamin 1-like
Exons: 20
Coding region: 125-2314 (729 amino acids)
Biological process (GO): mitochondrial fragmentation involved in apoptotic process; mitochondrial fission
Cellular component (GO): mitochondrion; membrane; microtubule
Molecular function (GO): microtubule binding; GTP binding; GTPase activity
Source: RefSeq, a predicted model, not a curated record